Oncorhynchus mykiss (rainbow trout) is the source of this 1534-nucleotide messenger RNA. It is a transcript of the gene dhrs7b, whose product is annotated as dehydrogenase/reductase 7B. Gene Ontology annotation, cellular component: membrane. NCBI's taxonomy places the organism in Eukaryota, Metazoa, Chordata, Actinopteri, Salmoniformes, Salmonidae. Gene Ontology annotation, molecular function: oxidoreductase activity. The record is from RefSeq and is a predicted model, not a curated record.
CGGAAUACCCCGGGUUAGCAAUAAUGCGCACUGAUUGACAGCCUACACGUGAUUGGCAGAAAUACUUCCAACGUCACAUACAACUGAUUGGCUGGAAUGAAACUUUCCUAGCUGCUUCCGGGUUACUUUCUAUUGUCGGUGUUCAGAUUUGAACAAAGAUUACUAUCAAAUAUUAUCAUCAAACCUUUAUGUUGACGACGAUUCAAACGGACAGGUGUCAGGCAGGGUAAACUGAUUUGGACCGGACCACCCGACCCUAUCAUCCCAGCCAUGGAGCGUGUAAUGGGCGGAGUGGUGCCGCUGGUCCUGGGUGGGCUGGGGUUGGUGCUGCUCUACCGGCUGCUCCAGAGGCUCCAACAGGGGGCUACCAUCCAGGACACUGUAGUGGUCAUCACUGGAGCCAGCUCUGGCCUGGGGAGAGAGUGUGCUCGGGUGUUCCAUGCUGCCAAAGCAAGGCUGGUUCUGUGUGGCCGGGACGGAGCCAGGCUACAGGACGUAGUUCAGGAGCUCAUAGCCACUGCAGCAGACAGCCAGCAGCAGACGUACACCCCCUGUAUGGUGAUCUUUGACCUGUCCGACACAGCGGAGGUGGUUGCCAUGGCCGCAAAGGAGAUCCUGAGUUGCUACGGCCACGUGGACGUCCUCAUCAACAACGCCGGCAUCAGUCACCGCGGCAACAUCCUGGAGACGCACAUCUCCGUACAGAGGGACGUCAUGGACACCAACUACUUUGGGCCCAUAGCUCUAACUCAAGCCCUUCUGCCCUCCAUGGUUCGCCGGCACAGUGGACACGUAGUGGUCAUCAGUAGUGUCCAGGGGAAGAUUGCUAUCCCCUACAGAUCAGCUUAUGCUGCCUCCAAACACGCCACCCAGGCCUACUUUGACUGUCUGAGGGCUGAGAUGGAGCGCUACAAUAUCCAGGUGACAGUGGUCAGCCCUGGCUACAUCAGAACCAACCUGUCUCUUAACGCUGUCACGUGUGAUGGCUCCAAAUAUGGAGUCCUGGAUGAGACAACAGCUUUAGGGCGGGAACCGAAAGAUGUGGCCCAAGUGGUCCUGAAGGCUGUCCAUCACAGGAGUAAAGAGGUCCUUUUGGCUGGGCCCCUGCCCACUCUGGCCAUCUACAUUCGCACCCUGUGGCCAGCCCUCUUCUUCAAAGUCAUGGCCUCUCGGGCCCGCAAGGAGCAGAAAUCCAAAGAUGAGUGAGAAGUUGUAGAGGAUGUGGCAAAACUAUGGGAAUGGAUAAAUUGAUUAAUGCACACUAACUUGCAAAUUAAAAAGUUGUUUUGUUUUAAAGCCACAGUGUGAUGUGUAGUGUUUCAUUAGAUGAAAUAACUGAAAAUCUUACAAACUGCUUCAACUUCAAGGUUAACAUCUUGCGAAGUGUUCAGGGUAGAUCACAUUAACAAUUAUGAUAUUGAUGUGUAAUAACAUUUCAUAGCGACCUGAACAUUGAGUACAUUUCAUUUGUUGAAAUGAUUAGCUUUGGAGUUUGUUCAUGAUCAUUUGUGAAUUAAACAAAAAUACAGAUGAU